AUGCAGGAAGAGAAAAAGUCAUUUUCCGACUUUGCAUUAGACAGUUCACUCGUGGAAGAGCUAGAAAAGAGGCGGAUCACGCAGCCCACGCCGAUACAGGAGCUUAUACUUAGCAGGCUUCCGGUGAAAACAGAUAUUGUGGCCAUGUCAAACACCGGAACUGGGAAGACGCUGGCAUACUCUCUUCCGAUUCUCCAUUCUCUGUUGAAUGAUGACAAAUACUUCUAUGCAAUAAUAAUCCUCCCGACGCGAGAGCUCUCCCAGCAGGUGCAUGCAGUGCUUUCUGACAUUGGAGGGGAAAUAGGCCUGCGGACCACGCUUCUUAUAGGAGGCGUGGAUCUGCUGACCCAAGGGAAAAGCCUCGCCAAUCGGCCACACAUCAUUGUAGGAACUCCAGGCCGAAUCCACCAUCAUCUGAAAAACACAAAGGGGAUUACCUUUACGUCCUUCAAGUAUCUGGUCCUGGACGAGUGCGACCGGCUUCUGGACAACGACUUUGACGGGGACAUUGGAAGCAUAUUUGAAAUUGUGUCGCCAAAGCACACGCUUCUGUUCACAGCCACCAUGACGAAAAGAGUGGCCGCCUUCAAAAGCAAGAGAAUGAACAGCCCGGUCACACACAGCGUGCAUAGCCCGGAGUGCGUUCCAGAGGACAUUUCCCAGCAGUAUGUGCAUCUUCCGCAGAAGCACAAGGAGGCUUAUUUAUACAGCAUAGUGAGGGGGCUCGGGUGCAGAAAGUGCAUCGUGUUCGUGGGCACGUGCGUCACCGCGGAAAGGCUUGAGAGAAUGCUGCGCUGUCUGGGGGAGUCUGUGUGCAGCAUCCACGGAAACAAGGUGCAGGCUGUUCGCACAGAAACCAUAGAAAUGUUUAGAAGCGGGAAGUACUCUGUGCUUAUAUCCACAGACGUGGUGGCAAGAGGCAUGGACAUGGCCGGCAUAAAAACAAUCAUAAACUACGACAUGCCGGACGGAGUGAAGGAGUACAUCCACCGGGUUGGAAGAACAGGAAGAGCUGGAGAGACAGGAGGCGCCAUUACAUUUGUAACACAGUACGACGUGGAGGACUUUAGGCGGCUUGAAAUAAAGCUGGGCAAAAAGAUGGACAUUUACUCAAUAGGGGCCGAGGUAAUCCACGGGCUGCUGGAUGCAGUAGACAGCGCCAAGCGAGAGGCCGCCAUGGACAUGAAGGAGGAAGACGUCGGGAGAAAAAUAAAGGAGGCCAAGAAGGGCAGGCAAGGCAUAAAGAGCAGGACGGGCAGAAGAGAAAACCGAAAAAAGUAG
Molecule: messenger RNA, 1281 nt
Organism: Nematocida major
Lineage: Eukaryota; Fungi; Microsporidia
Product: ATP-dependent RNA helicase DDX47/RRP3
Exons: 1
Coding region: 1-1281 (426 amino acids)
Molecular function (GO): nucleic acid binding; ATP binding; RNA helicase activity
Source: RefSeq, a predicted model, not a curated record